This is a messenger RNA of Astyanax mexicanus (Mexican tetra), 3706 nucleotides long. Its product is annotated as protein FAM104A. The record is from RefSeq and is a predicted model, not a curated record. The coding region runs from base 795 to 1172 and encodes 125 amino acids. NCBI's taxonomy places the organism in Eukaryota, Metazoa, Chordata, Actinopteri, Characiformes, Acestrorhamphidae. The transcript has 3 exons.
GGGCGCAUGCGCAUUGUGAUGUAAAUAGUAGCAGUAGCAGGUAGCUAGCUGAGCUUAGCUUGUGGAUCUCUGCGGUGUAGAUAAGGAAUUCUCACCGCGUUUAAACUGAGAGAAGCUGCGGGAGGAGUUACAUUAACCCGAGUCUUUAGCGGGGAGAGAAUAUUCUGGGGGGUUUAGUUUAUUUAAUUAGCUUUAUUUUAUUAGCGUACGUAAAGAACUAGGGCUAGCUAGGGAGCGAGCAGGCUAGCUAGGCUACCUAUUUAGGCAGCUAGCCGGGCAGUGAACAGCUGACCGUUAGCUUAGCAUAGCUUAGCUUAUAUAGAGGAGCUGACUGGCUGGAGAGCUUUCUAUUCGGAUAGCUAGCUGGCUAACAACAUUAUCAGGCUUUAUCUGUGUUAAAUAGUUAGCUAUCUUAGCUAACCUAUAUUUUCUGUAAUUAAUUAUUUAGCUAUAGAAGCAUUAAGUAUUAUAAUAAGUUUAGAAGGAGUAGAGUCUUCAGUUCUCGUUUGGAUGACUUGUAGUUAGUUAGUUCGCUUAGCUAGCUACUAGCUUUAGCUUACUGUUAGUCUGUUAGCUGUGGUUUGGGGUGUUUUUAAGUCUUUCUAUUCGUAUUAAACCCGUUUUAUAGCUAUAAUUAAGCCUCCAGCGAUGUUUUAAAACGUUAAAAACGUUUUAAAAGAUAACAAACUCCUGUAAUUAAUUGAAUUAACCUUCUGGACAGACCAAAGGACGUCGUUGUUGGAGAGCUAGCUAGCUAAGCUAGUUAACCUAACUACUUUACCUACAGUGCAGCUAUGCUGACUGAAAGCAGGAAACGUCAGCGUACUCAAGGCGAUGAUGAAGAUGCACAUCUAAUGCCUCAGUCCAAAAGAUCCAGCGCAACACACAAGUCCUCUGAGCCCAGCGUAGAGGUGUGGGAGUCUGAGUCCUCCAGCUGUGACAGCAGUGGGGUCAGUAGUCCGGAGCAUGCAGCUGGGAGCAGCAGCAGCACCAGCAGCCAGUAUGGAGCUGACAAUCUGGCAACCCUCGCCACCCUCGGGCCCUGCAGUCCCCUCAGCUCCUCGGACCAGACCGGCCCCAGCAGCCUGGGCUCGUACCAACAUAUCAACCAGGUCCUGAGAGAGGCGCACUUCCAGAGCCUGCAGAAAAGAGGACAGUCCCGGGACAGGUGAUCUGCUGGCUUUCUGGGACGUUCAGGGACAUUUCUUCUCAUCUGUGGUGCAUGAAAACGACGACGCCUUCGCUCUGCCGGAAGCCCGACCACGUUCCCCAGACGACAGGGUAAAGGUUAAAGGUCGAAGCUUAAAUCGGCUCCAUCGCCAUCUAAAGUCUGCGAGUCUGCUCUUACUAAAAUUAUUAUUAUUAUUAUUAUUAUUAUUAUUAAUAAUAAUAAUAUUAUUAUUUUCUAGGUCUUCUUCUUCUUUAUUUUCCACACGCUAGAGCUCUCAUUUGUGUUGGUGUGCUUUCGAAUAGUAAGUGUGACCUGGAACUGUAAACCCGUCGACUAAUUAGAGCACAAAAGUGUUCAUAUUGUAAGCAAUAAUAGCUUGUCAACGAUGCAACCUUUUGUGACAUUCACACUGUGUACUUUUCUCCUGAACAGACCGGUUUACAGAUGAGAAGUGAGAGCUUUGCUGUGUGAGCGACUUUUACUUUUCAUUUUCAUUUUGUUUUUGAUUUAGAGUGGAACUGCAACUUGAAACUUUUUUUUUUUUUUUUUUUCAUUUCUUUUUAUUUUAAUAUUGGUAAUAUUAUUAUUUUUAUUAUUUUCUGUCUUGGGAUUGGGCGUGAAGUAGCAGGUUACCUGUGCACUUGUGGCUUUAUGGUAGAGGGGUGAUAAUGAGGGUCCAAGCGAAUCAUAUAAAAUCGUAUAAAAUCAUAUUAAAUAAAAAAAAAACAAAUCAUAUUAAUUACAGCAACAAGGGAAUAAUCCAGGUAUUUGUUUUUUAUUUUUAUUUUUAUUAUUUUUUUUUGAUCCCCUUUGUUUUAUUGGCACUUGAUGUACAUUGAUAUACAUGGUGUAACCUAUAGAUAAAUAUAAAUAUAUAUGAUUAAAGGCAAGGUGCUUAAUUCUGUGCGAUGAAACAUGCGACCCUCUACAUCAUUAUUAUUAUUAUUUAUUUUUUUUUUUUUUUAGUUUGUUUUUUUUAGUUUUAGUCCAGGUUCACACUACGUGAUUUUAUUUUUAUUAUUAUUAUUAUUAUUUUUUUAAGAUCAGAUUUUCUAGUAGCAACUCUUUUUGAAGAUUUCUGACCAAAUCGUUGUCAAAAAAGAAGAAAUCCAACAUAUAUCUGGAUGAUUUGAUAUUGGGACCAAUCAGCGAUUGCUUCAGCCAGCCAAUGAGAACGCAGGCUGAAUGCAGAGUAGAAAGCCAUGGGUGGAGCUUUAAACACAUGUCUAUCAAUUUACUCAUCCAGAUGUUCAUGCAAAUCAUUGCACAAUGCAAUUUUGUCACUCGUUUCUUGCCCUUAAUCCAAUUGUGAAGAAAUCGAACAGAAUAUCUCACACAUAGCUAUGCUUUAAUGCCAAUUUAUGCAUCUAUGUUGAAUCUAUAUAGCGCAAAUGACAUACAUGCCCCAUGCAUAGCUGCGUACUCAAUGCUGUAGCAUGGUGCACACCUCCCAGAAUUUCAACAACUGUGAUUGGCCCACUGAACGGUCUAUUUUUUGUUUUUAUUGCAGUAUAAUUGCAGAAAGAUGCAGACAAACCAAUGCAAACCAAGUAUAAUCAACCAUUCACAGCAGCAUAGGUCUCUUUCACAGGCUACACUGUAGACUCUACAUUAACUCGAUACCGAAGCCUAAAUCAUCCUUUAGUUCUAACGUAGGUUUUUAGUGAAAAAACUUUGACAAAAAUUGAGGAUCAGUCAUGUUGUAUGUAGUAAAAUAAUUCCAAAAAUACUAAUACAAAAGAGACAUCUGAAGAUAUCUCCGUGUUCGCAGUAGCUCUGGUAUCAGCACCAUUAGCAGCACUACAUUUUAUCAAGUAAGCAUGCAAAAUGUGUAUCCAAUAAAAAUUUUUAUCCAAUUUUCUCCAAAUUUACACUGACGACAAUUACCCAGCCCACUCUUAUUAUGACUCUCCCUAUCACUAUUGAUGCUCCAACACUAGGAGGGUAAGGAAGACCAGCACACGCCUCCUCCAAUACAUGUUAAGUCAGACUCCGCCUCUUUUUAAACUUUUUGCAGAGUAGCAUCACAGCGCUAACGCUCAGAGGACAACGCAGCGACUCGGUUCUGAUACAUCAGCUCACAGACGCAGCCUUGUGUUGAUCCACGUCACCCUAGGAGUGAUGAGUAGGGGAAAGAAGAGCGCCAUCUACUGUACUGUACCCACCCAAAGUGAGAGAGGGAGAGAGAGCAAGGCUCUACAAUUGUGCUCUCUCAGGGCUCUGGCAGCUGAUGGCUUUAAGAUUAAAGGAUUUAAACGAUUCUGCGUAGUGCGAAGUCGCGUAGUGUGAACCUUAACGAGAAAGCACUGAUUGAUUUAAAUGUGUUCAGGUUAUUUCACCCCGUUCUUUUCAUUUCUCCUGCACUCAUUUACUCAACGCAGCCGACCAGCCGGACCCUCUGGAAGGCUGCAGCUUGAAUUUGCAUUUUAAAGAUUGUUGAUUUUAUUUUUCUUAUGAUUUUUUUGUAUGGGAAGAUGCGUUGCAUUUUACAUUCGGAUCACCUGCAUUUUAAAAAUAAAGAUGGCUGUUCAUAAA